GAUAAUUCUCUUCGGUUAUGUUUUCUUUCGAAAGAUUCUUUAGAAGAUAGAAGCGGAUCUUUCGUUCUUCUUCGGAUAGAAGAAGUGAAGCGAUCUUUCUUUCUUCGGAUAGAAGAUAAGUCUUCUUUGGGGGUUCUUAGGAUUUCUUUAGGGAUAGGAGCGGAUCUUUCUUUCUUUCUUCAGAUAGGAGAUAAGUCUUCUUUGAAGGCUCUUUGGAUUUCUUUGGGGUUCUUGGGAUUUCUUUGA
Molecule: messenger RNA, 246 nt
Organism: Funneliformis caledonium
Lineage: Eukaryota; Fungi; Glomeromycota; Glomeromycetes; Glomerales; Glomeraceae
Source: the annotation of a GenBank genome assembly